Molecule: messenger RNA, 1736 nt
Organism: Leucoraja erinaceus (little skate)
Lineage: Eukaryota; Metazoa; Chordata; Chondrichthyes; Rajiformes; Rajidae
Exons: 11
Coding region: 141-1736 (531 amino acids)
Source: RefSeq, a predicted model, not a curated record
GUGCGCCGGGGCGUGUCUGAGCGUCUACACAAAAGGCGGCAGAAACGGAGGUGCCACACUCUGCCGAGGAUCCCGAGCGAGGUUUUUGGUUCGGCUGGUUUUGGUUGUGCUAGUGCUCCCGCUGUUGCCAAGUAGCCAGGAUGCGGGACGCAGUGUGGAUGGUCAUCACUGUUUGCUGCACCGCGGGUGCCAUCAACGCGUUGGCUUGUGGGAACGUAGCGAUGCGGGGGAGAGCCACCCAGUCCAGCACCGUCUCCAACGGAACUGCGGACAAAGCGAUCGAUGGAUCUCGGGACGGCGACUACCGCCACGGUUCGUGCACCCACACCAAAUCGGAGCCGGAGCCGUGGUGGAGAGUUGACCUGUUCGCACAGGAAAGUGUGCUCUCGGUGAAGAUCACCAACAGGGCCGACUGCUGCUCCGACCGGUUCAAGCACGUGACGGUCCUUGUUGGCAAUGCAUUGAAACACGGCAAAGAAAACCCAGUGUGCGGGACGAUCUCCGAUCUGGGGCCCGGGGAGACCGCCGUCCUCGACUGUCACGGGAUGCUUGGGCGCUUUGUUGACGUGGUGACCGGCCACCACAUUCUGACCCUAUGCGAAGUGGAAGUGUACGCGCGUGAUUGUGGGGCGAGGGGCGAAUGGCGCGCAGUCCAGCAUCGGGCCGUGGCACCUGUUGAUGUCGACACCGACACCGCCAUUGCUGCACCUCCGCUCACAGGCACCGCACUCACUCGCCGGGUAACUGCCUCAAUCCAGCGCAGUGACAGUCGCUAUCUCAUUGGAGAAUGGAAGGCCGGGAGGGAAGAGGGGGAUCUCCCUGUCCGUCUGCUCCUGGUCCAGGCCAAAAUGGCCAUUCGCUGGUCCAGGCAGCGAGUAGUCGACGACCGCACCGGGAUUGGCUGCCUGCCCCUUUUCCGGGCCCACUUCUGUGCCCGCGUGUCCCUGGAGAGGGAACACACGGUUUCCACGAGAACUCUGGAGGCCUUCCGUGAACGCAGCUCGCCGCGGGAGGUCGAGUGUAUUGUUGAUAAUGUGUUGCAGCGCGCCCCCCGCCAGCCCCCGCAGCAGAAGCACUUGUUGACGUCUAUGCAUGGCCCGUGGCCGGGGUUGCAGCGAGAGCACGCCGCUGCCCCACAAUGUUACCCAGAGAUUUCCGCGGCACCAGGUCCCGGCCGGGAUCCGGUGGUGGAACUGUGCCCCGAGGCUCCGGUUCCCUAUGGGACCCGGAUGAAGUCGCGUCGCCUGUUGUUGCUCGCUUCUCUGUGUGUGAUACUGCACCUCAUAAAGGCACAGGAGAACUUGGCUGCUGGAGUUCGAGCUACGCAGUCGACCACUUACAAACACUUCGCUGACCCCAACAACGCCAUUGAUGGGAACCUGGACACUAAUUUCCGGCACGGAUCCUGCAGCAGCACGAGCAAACAGUCCAACCCUUGGUGGAGAGUGGAUCUGCAUGAACAUUACCGCAUCUUCGUGGUCAGCAUCACCGCCUCCAGCCGCUGGGCCCAUAGGCUGUUAGGUGCCGAGAUCCGCAUCGGGGACUCGCUGAUGAACAAUGGAAACAACAACACUCUCUGUGCGAAGAUCAACUCGAUCACCGACGGUCAGACCGCUAACUUCUUCUGCGAGCCACAAGGUGUCCACGGUCGGUUUAUCAACGUCUUCUUGCCGGGGUGCAGGGCUUACCUCAUGUUGUGCGAGGUGGAAGCGUUCGGAAUGCCUGAUCCGCACUGA